AAGUGCAUCAGUUUUGAAUGAGGGAUGGCGGAGGUUUUGUUGCAUGUUCUCUGCUCUCACAGCGAGGCAGAGAGCAGGAUUGAUAUAGCCAAGGGUUGGGGAGCCAGGGACCUAGGGGCUUGCCUGCUGCUGGGUGAGGAGUCCCCUGGGAGGAGAUCCCUCCUGUUCCUGGCGGCGGCCGAAGCCGCAGGCCAGUGGGGGAAGCGAGUGCUCUUCCUCUCCCCGAGCCCGGUGCAGGCGCUGCCCGCCCCGCUGCUGCUGCUGGAGCCCGGUAGCCUCCGGAGGAUUCAGUUCGCCUACCCCAGGACGGCGGGGGGGCUGCUGGAAGCGUUAGCGUGCUUGCAUGAGAGCCCCCGCAGCCUGCUGCCCUCUCUGCUCUUGCUGGACGGGCUGGACCGGUACUUGCAGGGCUGCGGGCAGGACACGCCUCAGCAAGCGGCCAGGAUCGCUGCCCUGCUCCGGGACAGUGCCUGCUGGCUCAGUGAGAAACUACAGCCCGGUACAGAGUGUCAGGUCAUUGCAACACUGAAGGCUCCGAUUCAAGAAGACAAUGCGGCAGAUCCGUUCCUGCCUAUUAUCGAGCGCUACAUUCCAGUGAAGUGCACGGUGAGAGAGGAGCUGUGCAAACCAGACGGGGCCCAGCGUUAUCUCAUAUCCUUCUCGGGGAUGGGGACCAAUGAGGCCGAAGGGCCUUCUGUAUCGCAAAAUGUGGAGGACUGUACCUGGGAACUGCUCUACGAGGCUGAUAAAGCAUCAAGAAUCCGUCUUGUACCUAGUGAACAGAGGGAAAACAAAAUGAUUGAGGGAUUAGAGGGAGGGCCCACCAACUAAUUUCACGUCUGCUUCCAUGAGUACAUGAGACUAAAUCCUCCAGUUUCAAGUCCAAAUUCAGCUCUCUGUGCUACUAAUGUCUUUAUUUCUACUUAGUGUGUUAUUCAAAACACUGGCCUGUGGGAGUUAUCACCUUUUAGAGAGCAUGUUAAGUCCAAGGUUCUCUCAGUCCCCCCAAAAGGGCAGAGAGGUCUCAGUCAAUGGGAAUAUAAAGUCAGAAGCCUGAGGGAAAUCUCUUGAGCUCCUCUUUAAUUUGUACCCCAGGAUCUUUUGUAUACUAUAAUUCGGUACAGCACAGGAACAGGCCCUUUAGCCCACCAAGCCUGCGCUGAUUCUAAGCCUUAUUUAGACUCACUACUUAUUGCCUAUAUGCAGUUUCGAUCCAUCUGUUUGUCUCCUGUUCAUGUGUCUACCAGGAUGCACCUUAAAUGUUGCUAACGUGCCUGUUUCCACUACCUACCCUGGCAGCGUGUUCCAGGCACUCUCACCCAAAGUGUGAAAAAUUUCCCCUGCGCUUCUCCACUAAAUUUUCCCCUUCUCACCUAGAACCUGUGCCCUCUUGUAGUUGACCUUUUCCACCUUGGUGGGGGGGGAACCCCUGACUAUCCACCCUAUCAAUGCCUCUCCUAGUUUUGUAGACCUCUAUCAGGUUGCCCCUUAGCCUCCAUCUUACCAGUGAAAGCAAAUCGAAUUUACCCAACUCAUCAUAACGAAGGCUGUCCAGACCAGACAACAUCCUGGUAAAACUUCUCUGCGCCCUUUCCAAAGUAUCCACAUCCUUCCUAUAGUGCAGCGACCAGAGCGGCAUGCAAUAUUCCAAAUGUGGCCAAACUAAAGUCUUGUACAGCUUCUGUGUCUGCCUGAGAGAGCAGCGAGCCCGUUGCUUUAUUGUCACCCAACAUACCAGGAUUGUGUGAGGCGUGCGUGGGGAUCAAACCCACAACCUCUGCUUCGAAGACGCAGGUGUGACCACUGAUACCCUUUUCAUUUCGACUUGGUGCCCUGUUUGAAAAAUCUAUAGCUCCAUUGAAACACCUUAACAUCCGUUUUGCCGAUACGGCCAGGUACCCUUUGAGAUCUUAAAGUAUGUUCAUCAGGUUACCUUUCCUCAUCAGGGAGGUCAGUGUUUCUGUCUUUUUCAGAAGCUAAGUUGCCUGUGAAGAGAAAUGAAAGUAGCCCAUUAUUAUUUAUUAUUAGUUUAGCUCUGUGAUGAGAGGGACCUUAGCUCCAGGAAAAGAAAGUAUUCAAAGUGUUGAGAAAUUAAACUUGUGUUAACCUCUCAGGAAGGUGAGACCUGAGGAACCUGAAAUGUAGAAGUGUUUUGGGGGCAGGUGUAGUUACUGUUAAGCCUUUCCAGACAACAUUACAAAGUUGCAGAUUACAGGGGAACUGGGAAGAUCUUCACUGCGUCGGAUGGCCUUUUUCCUGACUUUGAUUUAGCGCUAUGCUGAAUUUUACAUAUUGCUAAUCUCGUCUAAUGCCUGUAACAGACUCAGGGCCUUGCCUGGGACAGAGAGCCCAGCAUGGCUUUACCCCUGGGGAUUUGACCAGUUGGCUUUGUCUGAGGAUUGGACAGCAAAGUUCAAACGCCUGGACUCUGACAGUUGAAACUUAGACCUUCCUUUCAAACUGGCUGUUUUUUAUAUAUACAUAUAAAGUUCCCUUCAAACCUUGCAUCACUCUGAAUAAAAAUAAACUAGCUUGAAUACAUAAAGAAAUCAAAGCGGUUUCUAAGGGUCAGGGUGAAGGAACUGAGUGUCAUGGACACUGCGGUGUCUAUAUCAAUAAGUAAUUCAUUGGCCUUGCAAAGUCCAAGAUCGUGAAUAUUGCACCUUGGUUAAUACACUCUCCUUGCUAUAAUAACUAGUGCAUGGGUCUUUGAUCCUUGAUCCUGUCAUAUUCUGCCCCAUCGCUUUUUAUGCAAACCAGGCCACGAGAGUACUUUACCCCCUGUCUAUCUGCAAUGACCCGCAAAGAUAAGCCAACUUUCUGUCUCAUGGUCAUAACAUAAUGGGUUGUCUGAUCUCACUGUGAAUCUGUCAGGCCCCAAGUUAAUUCCUCUCCCCUCAGUGGAAACUGGGGAGAAGGGGGACAAACAGUGGGUUGUUGGGGGAAGAAACAACAGUUCAUUUAAAAAGGGGCAAUCUCUGACCACACUCUGAUCCAGCAAAACAUUCCUGGUGUGUCUCACUGCUUGCUAUGGGGAAAUGUAGAUCAUAUCCCAAUGAUUGAGGCCUGUCAGAGCAAUGACCCUGGGGAUCAGUAAGUCCCUGGCAACUCUCAUCAUUCGCCAGCUUUGGCAGGCCUUAUCUGUACCAUAAUCGUCCCAGUCGUUGCUAUUUUACAAUCGGGGUCAGUGAUGGGCCUGGGCAGGUUUGGGCCUGGCUGUUCUGUUGACCGCUCUCCAUUCACCAGCCAGAGAUUCCAGCACUCAAGCUGUUGCCACUGUGAGUUAUUCCUGUGGCGACGUUUAAUGAUACCCUGGUUGGGUUGUGUGGUUUCCCCACUUAUUCAGUAGCUAAGCAGUUACGCAUCCAGAAGAUCAUGGUGCCUUUGGCCCUGUAGGAGGGGUGGGGUGGAGGAAUUGGACAGGGACAGCAGUUUAUUCCUAGGCUCUGGACGGGUAAAGUUUGCUUCCCAACUUCCAAUUGCUGAACCGUGAUCCCCGACAGCAAGUACUUGAGCUCCUGUGUGCAACAGCCCUUCUGGUUGACCCUCACUAUCCAAGGCCUCAGGAACAACGUGACAAUUUGCUGGCAGUUUGGGAGUACAACCUGUCGACUCCUUCAAAAAAAUGUCAUUUAUUUCUCUAACCUGAUUUAGUUUGAGUGGAAACAAAAUGAGUUAUGCAUCAUAAAGUCCUGAGAAUUUUUUGUGACAGAAUUGUACUUUGAUAUUGCUGUACAAAUGGUGUCUGUUUUUGGGGUGUAAAAAUAAGUUGAUAGUUUUAGUGUGUGGUUGUCAAUUUUAUGUCUCCUGCCUGUCUUUUGAGGGAGGCAAGCUAAC
Messenger RNA from Stegostoma tigrinum, 3837 nucleotides. RefSeq names its product SWIM-type zinc finger 7 associated protein 1 (gene swsap1). Gene Ontology annotation, biological process: double-strand break repair via homologous recombination. NCBI's taxonomy places the organism in Eukaryota, Metazoa, Chordata, Chondrichthyes, Orectolobiformes, Stegostomatidae. Gene Ontology annotation, molecular function: single-stranded DNA binding. Bases 25 to 831 code for a protein of 268 amino acids. The record is from RefSeq and is a predicted model, not a curated record. Gene Ontology annotation, cellular component: Shu complex. The transcript is spliced from 2 exons.